UGUCGUAAUCAGGAUGCCUUGCCUAGAACUUUAUGUCUUAGCAAUCUGGACGAUGCUUUAAACUCAACGAAUACCAUGACGCAGCACAACAAUUGUCUCAAUGAAGAUUGUACAUACGUCGUUCUUACGAGAAAAUUAAAGACACAUUUACAUUUUGUAAAUGCUUCAACCAAAGAUCUCACUAUGUCUUACAUCGAACAAUCUUGUAUUGUAAGAUGGUGUGAGCUUCAUUUCGCUGAGGUCAAUAAAAGUCUUGAUGGCUAUGAUUUUUUUAACCCUGCUGCUGUGUCAAUUGGAAAUCCACUACAAAUAAGCAUAACUAUUAGUCGAUGGAAUCGAACACACGUUUUUGUUUGUUCAUCAAUGCAAAACGUUUCCGAUCGUAUCUUUCAGGCUCCCCAUCAAAUCUUGACGCUUGUUGGAUGUGUCAUAUCGAUUAUAGCGUUGAUGCUUACCCUUCUGACCUAUACACGUUUCCCACUGUUACGGAAGACUACAUUCGUGAAGCUAAUCAUGGCGCUCGCCGGCACCCUGCUCCUUGGACAGCUUCUCUUGGUUGUGUUUCUUGGUGCCGCAAGGUUUAAUGCUAACGCAUGCGCUAUACUUUCAGUAGUAGCACACUACGUUUGGCUUUCUGUCUUUACCUAUACGCUUUUGAUUGCUUUCGAGCUGUACCGCACGUUCGGUCGGAGGAAAACGAAGUCUACUCGUGGCGUAAAACCGAGCGUAUUUAUCACAUACAUCACCUCUGCCAUGGCUUUUCCCCUUCUUAUCAUCAUUCCUAGCCUGAUAUUGCACCUCUUGAGGCGGACAUCACUAACCUAUGGUGAUAUCUCUAGAGGUUGUUGGCUUGGUGACGCCAGUGCGAAUCUGAUAGCCUUCGUUUUACCCAUCACGCUUAUCCUUGUCUUGAACGCGGUAGUUUUCGUAGCUACAGUGUAUCAUCUCUGCACAUCUCGAGGAGAUAUGUUCAAGAACGACUCGAGGAAACGCAGGACAGAGGCUAGGAGGAACCUCCGAAUAUCAAUGAAGAUUUCGACUCUUAUGGGGUUUACUUGGUUCUUUGGAUUCGCCGCUACGUACCUUGAUUUCGCGGCCCUAUGGUAUAUAUUCAUUCUACUCAACACACUACAAGGGCUCUUUAUAUUCAUAAGCUUCAUGUGUAAUAGCAACAUUUGGCGACUGUGGACGGCAGGGUAGAUGAUUACUUCUGGAAUUUUAA
Lytechinus variegatus (green sea urchin) is the source of this 1222-nucleotide messenger RNA. RefSeq names its product adhesion G-protein coupled receptor G6-like. The record is from RefSeq and is a predicted model, not a curated record. Gene Ontology annotation, molecular function: G protein-coupled receptor activity. Gene Ontology annotation, cellular component: membrane. NCBI's taxonomy places the organism in Eukaryota, Metazoa, Echinodermata, Echinoidea, Temnopleuroida, Toxopneustidae. Bases 76 to 1200 code for a protein of 374 amino acids. Gene Ontology annotation, biological process: G protein-coupled receptor signaling pathway; cell surface receptor signaling pathway. The transcript has 2 exons.